Raphanus sativus (radish) is the source of this 2182-nucleotide messenger RNA. RefSeq lists its product as uncharacterized. The record is from RefSeq and is a predicted model, not a curated record. Lineage: Eukaryota; Viridiplantae; Streptophyta; Magnoliopsida; Brassicales; Brassicaceae. The transcript is spliced from 5 exons. Bases 56 to 1993 code for a protein of 645 amino acids. Gene Ontology annotation, molecular function: protein binding.
UUACAUAUACACACUAAUAUAUCAUCUAUUUUCUUGUGGGAGAAGCAACCUAGAAAUGGAUACCGAAAAAGGCUAUCCCAGAGGUUUCAGAGCUGACACUAUACGAUCAGAAACCGGCCGCGGAAGCUUCCGGUCAGAUAGUAUGCAGUUCGAUGAACCACACGAGCUACCACAAGAGAAUUCGACUAAUCUCGUCCUCUUCAAAAACAUAGACAGUGGUAACUUGGAAGCCACGAAAGAAUUCUUGGACCGAAACCCUGAGGCUUUAACCGCAAGCUUAACCUCUAACGGAGACAGACCAAUCCACAAAGCUGUUUUGUCGGGUCACAUCAAGAUCGUGGAAGAGAUCGUUAAACGAAUUCACAAUCCAGUGCAAGAGUUGGUGAUCAAGAACGAUGACGGGUACACGGCGCUUGCUUAUGCGGCUACUGGUGGGAUCGUUAGAAUCGCAGAGUGUUUGGUAAACAAAUGCCCUUGUUUGGUUAGUGUUCGGAAUGCGAAAGAACAUAUACCGAUCGUGUUGGCGUCGUUGUACGGUCACAAAGAUUUGGUUCGGUAUCUUUACAGUCGCACACUUCUCAGUGAUCUUGAUCCUUGUGAUGAGUCUGAUGAACAUAAGGGCAAGAACGGAGCGAUGCUCGUGACCAAUUGUAUUGUCGAUGGACUAUAUGGUAUUGCUUUGGAUCUGAUUCAGAGGUAUCCUAAGCUGGCUUAUACUAGGGACAGCGAUAACGAUACAGCGAUCAUUGCGCUUGCUCAAACGCCUUGUGCGUUCCCUAGCGGUACCCAUCUUACAUUUUGGCAACGUUGGGUAUAUUCUUGUAUUCACAUAGAGAAGAUUAUUAACCCUCAUGAUGGUCUGAAUCAUCAUCACCAUCAAUACAUGAAAUCACAAGAUCAUAAUUGGAUUCAGAAGUUGUUAAAAUACCUCAGAUUUUUUUUUCCACACAUAAGAAAAGUAUACAAACUAAAGCUAGGGCAUGCUCAAGCCAAAGAGAUACUAAACUGUAUCUGCCAAGAGAUACCUAACUUCGACGCCACUCAACAGAAGAAUGCUGGUCUCAACCAAGCCCUCUUCAAGGCGGUAGAGAAUGGUAUUGUCGAGUAUAUCGAGGAAGUGAUGAAGCAUUAUCCUGAUAUUGUAUGGUUCAAAGAUAAUUACGGUCUUAACCUCUUUUUCUAUGCGGUAAGCCAUAGACAAGAGAAGAUCUUUAGCCUCAUUUACAAAAUGGGUGCCAAGAAAAACAUCCUUGCCACAGCUUGGGACAAACUCCAUAACAAUAUGCUUCAUCACGCCGCUUAUAAAGCCCCAGUUUCACGGCUUAAUCUCAUUCCAGGUGCUGCUCUUCAGAUGCAAAGGGAGCUACAGUGGUUUAAGGAAGUGGAGAGGCUAGUGCAACCGAAGCAUCGAAAAAUGGUUAACUUAAAGCAGAAGAAAACCCCACAGGCUCUCUUUAAAGACCAGCACAAGGAUCUAGUGGACCAAGGAGAGAAAUGGAUGAAAGACACAGCUACUUCUUGUACAGUCGUGGCGGCUCUAAUCACCACAAUGAUGUUCUCCUCGGCGUUUACUGUCCCCAAUAGUUACGACGGCCAUGGCAAACUAUUCAUGACCUUCCUCAUCUCAGACGCUAUAUCUCUCUUCACCUCAUGCAUGUCUCUGCUCAUGUUCCUCGGCAUUCUUAAGUCUCGUUACCGCGAGGAGGACUUCCUUAGAUCGCUUCCGACGAAACUGAUCGUGGGUCUUGCGACUUUGUUUCUGUCGAUGACGACAAUGAUGGUGAGUUUUGUCGUGACGCUUAUGACUCUGGUUAAAGGUAGAACACCCUUGGUUUCUGCUCAGUUUAUGGUGCUCGCGGUUGUCCCGAUUGGGAUGUUCGGUGUUCUUCAGUUUCCUGUGCUACUUGAGAUCUUCUGCUCGACUUACUUCCCUAGGGUUUUUGACAAGCCUCGCGAGUCGCAGCGAAUGUCUAAGCGCUGCUGGAGAAAAUGAUGUUGAUAUGAAUAUUUAUCACUCUAGCCAAUGUUAUGGAACACAGCCGGAGCUAUUCAUUUAUGUGAUCAUCAGAAGUUUGCUCGACCAAGUUUCUAUUCAUUUAAUAGAGUUAUCGAGUUUUUUUGUUUGUUUGUCCGACUAAACAAGUAGUUGAAAUAAUGGAUAAAUAAAAGAUGUAUUUUUUAC